GCCUGAGUUUGUUACGUAUACGCUCUGUUCCCCAAUAUAUCUCAAUUCGAAAUAUGAACUCUGACGACGAAUACUCGGAUGAAGAUCACGGCGAUUCGUAUCGUUUAGCUAACAGCCCAUCCUCGUACAUGACUUGUGUGGAAAGCGACGAAGACACCUGCACGGAAAUCGAUUUGCCGGAGCGUCCCAAGCGCCCCAUCGAAAUCGAUGAGUUCGCCUACACCGUGCUGACCGCCGACCAGAUAGUGCAACAUCAGCGCAACAUUAUCGACGAGGUCAACAAUGUGCUGCACUUGUCGCCGCAAGUGACACGCAUCAUACUCAAUCACUACAAAUGGGACAAGGAGACGCUGUUCGAGCGCUAUUUUGAGAGCAGUCCGCAGGAGUUUUUUCAUCGCGCUCAUGUAGUGAAUCCAUUCGCAACGCCGUCUAAGCACAGUCUCAAGUCGUCGGCGACGACGACGACGACGGGCAAGCCACGCGAGCAGCUGUGCGGCAUAUGCUAUUGUCCGUGCGAGGAGUUGAAAGGACUUGCCUGCGGUCACGCAUUCUGCGCCGCCUGCUGGAAACAAUAUUUGGCCAACAAAACCUGCAGCGAGGGCUUGGCCCACAGCAUUACGUGCCCAGCUGCCGACUGUGAUAUACUAGUGGACGAUGUAUCGUUUGUGCGUCUUGCUGAUGAUGCUGAGGUGACCGCACGCUAUCAGCAGCUGAUAACCAAUACCUUUGUGGAGUGCAACUCGCUGAUGCGCUGGUGUCCAGCGCCCAGUUGCACGCACGCCAUCAAGGUGAGCUACUGCGAGCCGCGCGCUGUGCGCUGCAGCUGCGGCCAUGAGUUCUGCUUUGGCUGCGGCGAGAACUGGCAUGAGCCUGUGAGCUGCAGCUGGCUGAAGCGCUGGCUCAAGAAGAACAACGAGGACUCGGAGACGUCCAAUUGGAUAGCGCAGCACACAAAGGAGUGUCCCAAGUGCAAUGUUACCAUUGAAAAGGACGGCGGCUGCAAUCAUAUGGUAUGCAAGAAUCCAAGCUGCCGCUAUGACUUUUGCUGGGUAUGCUUGGGCAGCUGGGAGCCACAUGGCUCUAGCUGGUACAGCUGCAAUCGCUAUGACGAGGAGGAGGGCAAGCAGGCGCGACAGGCACAGGAGCGUUAUCGCAGCAGCAUGGCGCGCUAUUUGCACUACUACAAUCGCUAUAUGAAUCAUAUGCUAAGCAUGCGCAUGGAGCACAAGCUGUACGCCAAUGUGCAGGCCAAGAUGACGGACAUGCAGGAGAACAUGAGCUGGAUUGAAGUGCAGUUCCUGAAGGAGGCGGUCGAUGUGCUGUGCCAGUGUCGCGCCACUUUGAUGUACAGCUAUGUCUUUGCUUUCUAUUUGCGCAACAACAAUCAGAAGAUUAUCUUCGAGGACAAUCAGCGUGAUAUGGAAAUGGCCACGGAGAAGAUAAGCGAAUGCCUGGAGCGUGAAAUUACCGUGCAGAAUCUCUAUGAGGUGAAGCAGAAGGUGCUCGAUCUUUCGCACUAUUGCCGCAAGCGUCGCACUGUGCUGCUCGUGCAUGUGCGCGAGGGCUACGAGAAGGACUGGUGGGACUUUAUCGAGUGAUCUCUAUCAUAUACACAUACACAUACUAUGCAACAUUUUCGGCAUUAUUCGGUCUUAGUUAAUUAAAGCUAGCACAAAGGCGUUUUGGAGUUAAGCCCACCACAAAAUUGAACAGUUAGGAAUAUUGCUUGUGUUUUUAUUUUCUACAACGCUUGGUCCGCUUUUCUUUUCGGUAAUUAUAACAUAAAUCAAUUGCAGCUCGCAUGUUAUACUUUGUGGCACAGCGCAGCGAUUAAUGUCAUGACAAUGCCACAAGAUAUG
Molecule: messenger RNA, 1859 nt
Organism: Drosophila busckii
Lineage: Eukaryota; Metazoa; Arthropoda; Insecta; Diptera; Drosophilidae
Product: potential E3 ubiquitin-protein ligase ariadne-1
Exons: 1
Coding region: 54-1598 (514 amino acids)
Biological process (GO): positive regulation of proteasomal ubiquitin-dependent protein catabolic process; ubiquitin-dependent protein catabolic process; protein polyubiquitination
Cellular component (GO): cytoplasm; ubiquitin ligase complex; nucleus
Molecular function (GO): ubiquitin conjugating enzyme binding; ubiquitin protein ligase activity; zinc ion binding
Source: RefSeq, a predicted model, not a curated record